CUGCCGUCAACACCAGUCGCCCCAGUCUUCUUCUCUCCCUCUCUCCCUCAAUCCCUCGUUGCGCCGGCCUCCACCGCACUCCACCAGACAUGGCUGGUGCGGUUCGUCGGAGCCCAAAUCCGCCCCCCGGAGCACGGAUCUAUCCGCAUUGAUCCUCUCCGCGGACGCCGGGAGACCAAUCGGUCGACCCCGCGCACGCUGGGAGGCUAAGCCGUACUCCAGUCCAGUGGCGCGGAUCUGACUCGAAAGAAGAGACUUUAAUUUCCCCUGCAUUCCCCAUCCAGCCUUCACCAUGGAAAAUAUCAAGGCGCACGUGUACCAUUAGCGAGGAGCGUGUCAUGGAUAUUCAACCGCCCAUGGACAUUCUGCUAUCUUGUAAAGUGCUUGCCUGUCGCCCUGGAAAAUAUCUCGCCUCCGGUUCGUCUCAUAUCAACAGGCUACCAUUAUCUGGUUUUCUCCUAAAUGAUUCUUUUACUGUGGAAUGCACCAUCACCGUGCUUAAGGAGGAUCUGCCAGCACUAGCAGCAACAACCCGAGCUAAAGAAGUGUCUGGGUCUGGGUCAUCACCUAGCUUGCAAGACCACUUGGCUGAACUCCUGCGUACUGGAAUGGAAGCGGAUGUCACAUUUCUUGUGUCCGGCAAGUCUUUCGCUGCGCACAAGCUCAUUCUUGCUGCAAGGUCCCCUGUACUGAUGGCGGAGUUCUUUGGGGACAUGAAGGAGACGAGCUCUCGGUUUGUGGAGAUCAAGGACAUGAAAGCAGAGGUAUUCGAGCCGUUGCUUUACUUCAUCUACACUGAUCCUGUUCUGGAAUUCAGUCUUCAGCAUGAGAGAGUGACCAUGCUGGCUCAGCAUCUGCUCGCAGCUGCCGACAGGUAUGGAUUGGACAGGCUUAAGCAGAUCUGCGAAGGCAAGCUCUCUGAUGGCAUUAGUGUCGACACGGCAGCGACAACUCUGGCUUUAGCCGAGCAGCACAACUGCCCACAGCUCAAGGUUAAGUGUGUCGACUUCAUUGUUAGUACUCCUGCAAUCCUUGAUGCUGUGUUGGCGACGGACGGAUAUAAGCAUCUGGAGGCAAGCUGUCCUACGGUGUUGCCUGAGCUUCUCAAGUCUGCGCGGGGCAGAAAGAAUUGAAGGGUAACCAGGGAGGAGUGCUAGCUAGGCCCAAGAUUUUAAUAUGCCCGUACUCUUUGUUUAUGGUUUCCAUGCAUGUGUGGUCUAGUAGAAACCUGUGUCUGUAAUCGCCUAAAAUGGAAAAGUUAGUAUCCAUCUAUAUAUGUUAUGAGCAACUUAAUGCUUGCAUUUCCUCUCCAAUUUGAUCUAAUUUAAUCCUAAUGCUCUAGAAUUUUGUGUUUCUAUUCUUCUGUGCUUGUCAAUAUUUGCACAAGCUGAUACAUAUGUGUGUACAGCUUGAUAAAAAUUUGCUGUUUCAGUUAUGUUAA
Molecule: messenger RNA, 1441 nt
Organism: Triticum dicoccoides
Lineage: Eukaryota; Viridiplantae; Streptophyta; Magnoliopsida; Poales; Poaceae
Product: BTB/POZ and MATH domain-containing protein 2-like
Exons: 2
Coding region: 339-1133 (264 amino acids)
Biological process (GO): protein ubiquitination
Molecular function (GO): protein binding
Source: RefSeq, a predicted model, not a curated record